AAGACGGCGACUGUUUCGAAAGUUUUUGCACAUUACGUUGUCCCGAAAUGUUUCACUAACUGCAGCCGUCAAGCAUGAUUGAGAUGAAUUAAUUUUCUGUAGAGUUAGAGGUUUGGGAAUCAGCUGUUCUUUGGCAAAUUUCCGGCUGGAUAGCAUCUGUUACAAGGUAGCCUUACAAGAGCUAGAAACGACGAAGAGUGUGAAACAAGGCAUAUAUAUCUUAAAUGGAAACUUUCACCYAAAGUCAAACAGACAAUGAUGCUGUAGGCGAUGCUAUAAUUACUACAGAUAAAGUGAUGGAUGAUAAAAAUAAAGUCCAAAUGAAGGAAGGAAAUUCAGAAGGGUUUAAAAAAGGAGAUGAAGUUACGCAAAUGAAAACUGAUGAAAACCCCUUACAAGGGAAUAACUCAAGCGAAUUACCAGAAUCAAUAAAUACACAAACAAAGCAGUCUGUUGARGACUUUCAAGAAGCGAUGCAGCCUGAGGAAAACGAGAACAGAGAAAAUCCCGAAUUUCAGAUGGAAGUAGAUGCUUCACAUAAAAAUGUAGACAAAACUUUUGAAGAAAAACUUUUAGAUGCACAAGAAAUUUGUACUGUUAAUAUACAAGAAGAAAAUGGAACCAAGAACACAAUGGAAGAUGCUGAUGAUAAAACAAAAACUGAUGAGGUGGUAAUUCCAAGCAUCCAUUACAACUUUGAUAAAACCCCACACCAGCUUACUGGUGCUUGGCAAGAGUUUGAAACAAAGCCUGAAAACUUCUUGAAAGGCUGUAAAUGGUCCCCCGAUGGUUCCUGUCUUUUAACAAGCAGCGAAGACAACCAUCUCAAGCUUUUCAACCUUCCCAAUGAACUAUACACUACACAAUCACAUGAAAAUAUCACAGAAAUGAGUUCAGUUCUGAAAAUGAAAGAAGGAGAGACAAUCUAUGACUUCUGUUGGUAUCCAUUCAUGUCAUCAAUGGAUCCUGACACUUGCUGUUUUCUCAGCACUAGCAGAGAUCAUCCAGUUCACCUCUGGGAUGCAUUCACUGGUGAACAAAGGGCUUCAUACCAACCAUAUAAUCACUUGGUGGGUGUAUACAGUGAACCAGAGGGUGAGAUGAUAUGCCUGUUUCAAGGCCAAGAGGGUGGAGUCACCCACAUAAUUUUUUCUCCAGAUGGAACCAAACUUUAUAGUGGUGGAAGAAAGGAUAAUGAAAUUCUAUGCUGGGACUUGAGGAAUCCAGGAAGUGUGCUUUACCGGCUUCUUCGACCAGUGGAUACAAACCAGAGAAUCUACUUUGAUCUGGACAGGAGUGGUCGAUAUUUAGUGUCUGGAACAAGUGAUGGUACUGUUUUGGUCUGGGACACGAUUUUAUCCCCAGAGGAUGACCCAGACUCCUCAGAACCAACCUUGAACACUCACCAGAUGUUUGUUGCCCAUGGUGACUGUGUCAAUGGUGUAAGUUUUCAUCCCAGUCUUCCAAUUCUUGCAACGUCAUCAGGUCAGCGCAAAUUCCCACUUUCCACCAACACAGAGAGCAGUGACGAAGAAGAAGAAGCCAAUAUUCAAGAUCGUGAUGGGAUUAUAGACAAUAGUAUUAGAUUAUGGAGUCUUGUAUAAUCAAUUUUCUAGGGUUUAGAAACUCCAUUACCUUCCAACCCUGGAGCCCUGUUAUUCAGAGUUACACUCUGCCAAAUACCGAACGCCAUGUUGGCACAUGCACCUAAUACAUCAAGCCAUUCAUGCUAUGCUAUAGCUCCUAGUAAUGUAAUUGACAAGCUCAAACAUGACAUCAUUUGCCUUUGAGAAGUUCAAAGGAAGAAUGGUAACAUCCUCAUGGUGCAAAGGAUUAUUGGACUCAAUUUCAAGACAAGACCAAAAAGCUCCAAAAUAUUGCUUUCC
This is a messenger RNA of Actinia tenebrosa (Australian red waratah sea anemone), 1886 nucleotides long. RefSeq names its product telomerase Cajal body protein 1. Gene Ontology annotation, molecular function: protein binding; RNA binding. Gene Ontology annotation, biological process: Cajal body organization. Gene Ontology annotation, cellular component: Cajal body. NCBI's taxonomy places the organism in Eukaryota, Metazoa, Cnidaria, Anthozoa, Actiniaria, Actiniidae. The record is from RefSeq and is a predicted model, not a curated record.